This is a messenger RNA of Cuscuta epithymum, 3390 nucleotides long. Lineage: Eukaryota; Viridiplantae; Streptophyta; Magnoliopsida; Solanales; Convolvulaceae. The record is from the annotation of a GenBank genome assembly.
UCGGAAUUGUAUAGGAAAUUUGGAAAAAGAAGAGUUGAGAGAGUGUCUCUCCUGGGUACAUUCGCGACCCAGUUCUCUUCGUCCGUACAACCUAUGGCUUCGCUAAUCUUGGUCUGAUAGUGUUAAAGACUAAUUCCCAGGUGUUCCUUGGUCGAUUCUUAGCUCUAAGUCCAUUUCCGAGUCCGGAAUUGCAAUUAGAAUGAUGAAUUACGGCCAAAUAAUGUGAACUGAUUGUGUUGUGUACUGUUCAUCUGCGAAUCGUUUUUGUGUAAACAGAAUUAAGGCGUGAGUUGUGUUUCGUCAAGCUUAGGAUCUGGUUUGUGAGCAGAGAAAGCUUGUGUACUGUAACCUAAGUCGCGAUUCAUCGUCCUUGUGUCCUGCUAUGGCGUUAACCAACCGUAACACACGCUCUUCAUCCAGAUUUUCUGUACUGGCAGGGUCGGAUAAAGAGUUCCCGACGCUGAGUGAUGGGAAUUUGAUGAAACGGUCAGAGAGGGUUCUGAUUGAUGCUGCUACGAGAGUGAAUUCCUCUGAGAAUGCUGCUUUGAAACAGGGGACUGGUACUACACUCAAGCCUUCUGUGAAACAGGGGACUGAUGCAGUAGGUGUACCUGUGGAAGCAGCUGCUACUGCUGGGAAGACACCUGCGACUAAACCUGCCUCUUCUGAGGCUUCAGCUGCACCUGCGUUUAAAGCAAGUGAUGCUACUUCUGAGACCUUACAUGUUGUGACUCCUACUGCAACAAAGCCGCCUCAUGCUGCGAAAGAAAAAAAUGCUGCUAAGAAGCCAAAUUUGGCAGUAACUGAUAACGCACAGGUUAUAAAGCCAACUUUGGCAGUAACCACUGAUGCACAGGCAGCUCAGCCGAAAUGGAAUGCCUUUUUAAGGAUAAUCGUGAUCCAAGACAUGGCAUCAAACUGAGAUAUGUCCCUCCUAAAGGGGAAACCUUGGACUUUGGAGAUCGUGUAUUACCUUCCAUGGUCGAAAUGUGGGGCUACUGCCUAGUUGGACACUUCACCGGAAAAUUCCCCGGACUCAAAGCGGUUCAUGAUCUUAAAGCUACAUGGGGUGUGAGAUGUCUUGUCAGGUCCCAUAACAAGGGAUGGCUAAUCUUUAAAUUCACAAAUGAGGAGGAUAGAUUGAAGGUACUACAUGACGGUCCUUACAAUGUUUUUGGGAAGCUCCUAAUGCUCAAAGAACUCUCGGAUGACUUCUCGUUUGAGAAUGAGGAGUUUCUUAAAGUACCAAUUUGGGUCAAGUUCCCUAAAUUACCAAUGAAGCUAUGGAAUGACGAAGCUAUGAGUGAGGUAGCAUCUAUGAUUGGGGUCCCAAUAACCACGAACAAGAUCACUCAAGAGAGGGCAAAUAAUGAAUUUGCUAGAGUGCUUAUCGAAGUGGAUGUUUCAAAGCCACCGCCACUUUCUUUUCCUAUACGACUACCUUCCACAAAGGUAAUCAAACAAAGUGUGCUUUAUGAAACUUUUCCUAACUAUUGUUUUCAUUGCAAAGAAUUUGGGCACCACCCUUUUAUUUGUAAAAAGCUUGCCAAAAGGAUUGAUGGGGAAAGUGAGAACAAAGAACCGAGUGUUGAAACAAAUAAGGUUGUUGUUAGUGAGGCCACUCGGACAGAGGUUGCUUCCCAGGGAUACCCGACCGGGGGUACAUCUGGCCCGAGCGGGCCUCUUGCAAAAAUUGCAGCAGUUGCUGACCCUGCUGCCUGCCCGACCAGGCAUACCAUCAACCCGACCGGGUCUACCGGGCAGUCUGCAAGAACUGCCACUUUGUCCGUGACUGUACCAGCUGCAUAGGGACUUUCUUAGGUUGAUAAAGCCUCCGAGGUUGGUUUGAAAGAUGUCGAGAGGACUGUGAUGGACCAAAGAGAUGUGAAGCAGAACGAUGUGGUUAUCAAAUGUGAGAUAAUAAACGGUAAGACACUUAAGUUAGUUGUCAAACCGUUUAGAUUCGUACAUGCUAGUGUGAUUAGAGUGGAUACCUCUCUGCGACUUACGGAUGAUUUGGAUAGGAAGGGCCUUACAUUUACCGCGAAAUGUCUUGAAGGAUUGCCGGGAGUUACAAAGAAGAAAGGGGAGGUUUGCUUUGAUUCAAAGUUCACUACUCCUUUCCGAUGUUUUCUUGGAUGUUAAAUUAGUACUACCUAAUUGUGUUGAUGGUUUUUCAGAUUAUUAUUGCUCCUAAUGUCUUUUAGGUUCAAUAUGGUUGACUUGUGAGGAUGUUUAGUCUUGAUAUUGUGACAUCCCAUUUAUUGGGAUAUGCACUUUGUUUGUAACAUUAAUUUGUGAGGUGGGGUCUGUCCCAUUAUCUUGAUGCAUUAUAUCUAGAUUAGUUUAUUCUAGCUUAGAUAGUCAUUUUGAUUUGGAUGUGAUGCAUUGUAAAAUGAUAUUUUUUUGAUUUCUAAUAUACUUACAUGUUAUCGAAAAAAAAAAGAAUAUCGGAAUUGUAUAAUUAAUAACUAUUCCAUUCCCUUAAUAAUUAUUUCCCAAUUACGAUUUACUUUGCUCAUUUAUAAUCAUUAACCCAAUCUAAUUUAAUUCGGUCCAGAUUCCUAUAAUAAAGGAUACGACUCAUUUAAGUCAAUUCCAGCCCAUAAUAAUAAAACUGAAACCCAACUAAUAGAUUAACGAGUACGUACUUUCUUCUUCGCAGGUUGAUGCCGGCCAACGACUUGGCGACGGAUACGGUGAGGAUUCUCCGGAGGUGGACUGACAGUGGCAGCUCUCCUUUCUGGUGGUGGUGGUUCGUCCAGUGACUUCUUCAGUUCGGCAGCAGAACUCCCGCGAUGCUGCAGUCCCGGCGAUGGGUGUUUUGUCGGCGAAGCUUAAACUUUGGCGACGCAGCAAGUUCGUUCGCUAUCAUGGUCGUUAGUUUCAGCAGUACUGGGGAAACACACUUUUCUAUCUCAACUGCGCGGCGAAACAAAGAGCAGGUCAUUCUUUGGUCCUGGCCUUCCCGAUGUCAAAAGAAAGCAGUCUGGUGCGGUGGUCGGCUGGUGGCGAUAAUGAGAUUGGCGCGACCCGUGCGGCGGUUCCUUCUAUUCCCUUCUCUCUCGUUCUGGUUUUCUCCCUCAGCGAAGAUAUAUAACAGAAGAAGACGGUUCAUAAUUCUUUCUGGUUUUCUUUUUCCUCGCAGGUUUUGGAUGCGGUGACUCAGCCGAUUGUAGACUAGUAGUAUAUAUACAUGCUCAAGAAGGUUCUAGGUCUAGGGUUUUAAGCCGUUUUCCUUUUUAAACUUGCGCAUAAUAUACGAUGUAGUAGCGGUCAUACGUUGAAUGUAGUACGCAUAUGUUUUCCUUUUGAUGUAUGGGCCUGGACUUGAUCAAUACGUAGUAUUAUUAGAAUGAUAAAGUCAACACUGUACUAUUAUUAGCUUUU